ACGCCUUGCCGGGCACGCCCCUCAGGCGAGCCCCUGGUUCCGCCGGGCCUGCCGGCCGGGCCUGCCCGCGCCCUCCCGCGGCGGGUACGGUCGAGGCGGGAAAGCGGCCGGCGGCGGCGCGGGGAGGCCCCGGCAGAUGUGGAGCAGGUCCUUUCCUCCAAGCCUGAGCCUGGGACUGACUCAGGAGCAGAUGUGAGGGAGCCCUCUAUUUCUGUGCUCAUGCAGGGAGCAACUCCAGGAUCCUUUUGCAGAAGGAUGAGUAAGUUUUAUUCCCAAAAGCUCAAGAUGUCUCGUGGGCAGUAGGAGUGAGGACUGGAAUUGCAAGGACGUCUUGCACAAGAUUAUAUCCUUAGCAGUCAGUAAGGUGUGAGGACUGUGACACAGAAAAAGAAACGUUAACUUCUUGAAGCUCGCACAGUGAAUUGGCAACGGACCUAGAAGAACAAUUGCAGGUUACACAGUUGCCUCAAAUACACACCGUUGGCUGGAACAGACUAUUCUGCAUCCUUCUGAACAAUGCCAAGAAAAAGAAAGCUGCUGGCUCAGUUAAGUGCUCUCCAAAGCAACUCCAGCUUCCCUCCUUUUGAUGCCUUGGACAACCCGAAUGCUACGCCUGGCGUGGAUUCUUCUCCAAAAAGCAGCAAAUAUUUUGCUAUAGAGAAAAAAACACCUUCCCAGCUAGAAGCAGAUUUUUUCAACCAGCCCUGUGUUAGUCUGGCCAAAGCCUUUCUGGGACAGAUUUUAGUUCGCAAACUUCCUGAUGGCAGAGAACUCUGGGGGAGGAUUGUUGAAACAGAAGCUUAUCUGGGUGGGGAAGAUGAAGCUUCCCACUCGAAAGGUGGGAAGCAAACUCAACGAAAUGCAGCAAUGUUCAUGAAACCAGGAACUCUGUACGUGUAUCAGAUCUACGGCAUUUAUUUCUGCGUGAAUGUUUCCAGCCAAGGCGAAGGGGCUGCGGUGUUACUUCGCUCUUUGGAACCUCUUCAAGGUUUAGAUGCGAUGCGUGAGCUGCGCAGCGCGUCAAGGAAGGGAGCCACAAAGGUGCUGAAGGACUGGCAGCUGUGCAACGGGCCCUCCAAGCUCUGCCAGGCGUUUGGCAUUGAUAAGGCUUUUGACCAAAGGGACCUGACUCAGGAUGCGGCCAUCUGGAUGGUACCUGGACAUGACCCACCAGGGGAGCAAGACGUGGUGACCACAACAAGGAUUGGUAUCGGCAACAGGGGAGAGUGGGCACAGAAACCCCUCAGGUUUUAUUUACGAGGAAACAAAUUUGUGAGUGUUGUAGACAAGAAAACAGAGAAAGAGAUGGCAGCAAUGGGACAGGUCUCCUGCAGCUGACGAGUCUUGCAAGUGUGCCACCAGCCGGGACCUGAGCUGUGCUCUGUAUGACAGCCUCAGGUGGCUUGGAGGAUUUUAACAAUAAACGUACUUUAUCACAACGAA
Molecule: messenger RNA, 1443 nt
Organism: Columba livia (rock pigeon)
Lineage: Eukaryota; Metazoa; Chordata; Aves; Columbiformes; Columbidae
Gene: MPG
Product: N-methylpurine DNA glycosylase
Exons: 7
Coding region: 517-1338 (273 amino acids)
Biological process (GO): base-excision repair
Molecular function (GO): alkylbase DNA N-glycosylase activity; DNA binding
Source: RefSeq, a predicted model, not a curated record